This is a messenger RNA of Arctia plantaginis, 1023 nucleotides long. NCBI's taxonomy places the organism in Eukaryota, Metazoa, Arthropoda, Insecta, Lepidoptera, Erebidae. The record is from the annotation of a GenBank genome assembly.
AUGGUAACAUAUGCAUUCUCUUGUGAAAGAUUUACUUUUGAAGAAGGCUUCGACGAUUUAUUUUCAUCGGAGUUGGGGUUUUGUUCAAUUAUUCACGAAAUAGCUCAUAAAUGGGCAAUCGGGACUUUUGAAAGUAUAAACAUAAAAAGUUUCAACGAGCGUAGUACACAGUUUAUAUAUCCGAAUGAGCAAAUUAGCUGCGUCUCAUCACCGUAUUAUGAUAUGAUACCUGGUGGUACUAUUGAAGUGAACGUAUUUAUGGCUAAUCAUUUGUCUUUUGAUCUAAUACAAGUUACGGUAUUGGAUGAACACAAUGCAGAUGCAGGCACACGUACCAAAUGGGGUUAUGAAUUUGCUGAAGGCUGGGGCACUAUUCAAAUUACCAUACUAGGCAGAUCACCGUUCAGGGGCCUUUUUUCUAUUUUAGGCAUGGCUUCGGCACAUUCCACUGUCUUAGUAGAUUCUAUUCGGUAUUUACCACCCGGAAUAUCCGAAAGCGAUUGCUUACUAUAUGAAACAGAUGAUGAUGAUAGCAAUAAUGUUACCACUGACGGUAUUAUCAUUGAUACCACCGAUGUUACUAUCGAUAAAACCACAAAUUAUACCACCGAUGUUACUAUCGAUAAAACCACAAAUUAUACCACCGAUGUUACUAUCGAUAAAACCACAAAUUAUAUAUUAUACACCGAUAAUAUGACGGAUAACAACACUCACGAUAUUACGGAUGUUACUACUACCGGUGAUGCAAAUAGUAGUACCGAUGAUACUACCUUGGCUGUCACUGAUGAUGCCUCUGAUGAUACCACGGACAACAUCUCUAAUGACAGUACGGAUGUUAUCCCCACUGAAUCUACAAUAAGAGAGAGCGGGGAAGAUAUUUCGACAAGUCCAACCCCCAUUUGUGACCACGGUAAAGAUGGUUUAUUUGCUCGACUUAAGAUGGCAAUAUUAGUUGCUGUGAAUGUCUCCGGUGAAGUAGUAGCACCUAACCCAGCGUGCCAAUGCCAAAACAAUUUACCUUAA